AUGCCUCCGCAAGACAAGGGCGGGCGCGUCGUCUUCAUCGGCAACAUCCCAUAUGGCGUCAGCGAAGAGCUCAUCACCGAGACGCUCAGCCGCGUAGGCAAUGUCAUCACCUUCCGCCUCGUCUACGACAAAGACACGGGCCGUCCCAAAGGCUUCGGCUUCGCAGAGUUCUCCGACGCCGAGGAGGCCGGCUCCGCCGUGCGCAACCUCAACGACUACGAGCUCAUGGGCCGCAAGCUGCGCGUCGACUACUCCAACGACAACGGCGCCGGCGAGAGCGCGCCCCCGGCCAGCUACGCCCUGCAGCAGAUGCAGAUGCAGCAGCCCUCGGCGGCCAGCCACGCGCCAGAGGCACCAGCAGCUAUACUGCCGCCUCUGCCCCCCGGCGUCGACGUCCCGCCCGACCUCACCUGCCCGGACACCAUUUCCAAGACGCUGCAAACGCUGCCCCCGCCCCAGCUGCUCGACAUCCUCUCGCAGAUGAAAAACCUCGUGACCAACGACCCGGCCAAAGCCACCGAGCUCCUGCGCCAGGCACCCCAGCUGUCCUUUGCCAUCUUCCAGGCGCUGCUCCUGCUCGGCCUGAUCGACCAGUCGCUGCUCACCUCGGUCGUCGACACGGCCACGAUCCCGCAAGCAGCGGCAGCUGCGGCGCCACCCCCGCCCUCUGCGACGCCCAUGGCAUCGCGCCCCGCCUAUCCUGGCUUCCCGCCCCAGACUGGCCGCGGACCCAUGCCUGUGCCGACGCCCCCGGUCGGCGCGCCGUUCCAGCAACCGCAGCCGCAGGCGCCGCCGCCGCAGGUCGUCGACCAGCAGGAGCUUAUUCGGCAGGUGCUCUCGAUGACACCGGCGCAGAUGGCGGCACUGCGGCCUGAGGACCGCGUGCAGAUUGAGCAGCUGAGGGCGAGCUUGAUGGGGGGGCAGGGGUUUUAG
Messenger RNA from Aplosporella prunicola CBS 121167, 933 nucleotides. RefSeq lists its product as uncharacterized. Gene Ontology annotation, biological process: mRNA 3'-end processing. The transcript has 2 exons. Lineage: Eukaryota; Fungi; Ascomycota; Dothideomycetes; Botryosphaeriales; Aplosporellaceae. Bases 1 to 933 code for a protein of 310 amino acids. Gene Ontology annotation, cellular component: mRNA cleavage and polyadenylation specificity factor complex. Gene Ontology annotation, molecular function: mRNA binding. The record is from RefSeq and is a predicted model, not a curated record.